AUGGGACUCGAUCACCCGUCCACUGGUGCACACGAUUCUGAGUGCACAGAACGGAAAACGACAACUCCGGCGUUCGCCUCUCUUCCUUCAAGCGAGUCAAGCUCACCUACGGCUGCCGCUCCACUGCUUGACGUUGUAAAUUCCUCUGUCGCUUCUGUUUGCUCUGAUUGCACCGACCACGACCAGAUUGUAUUUCUCAUUCGAAUUAUCAAGAAACGAUUUGAGCGUCUUCGUAUAGCGCACUGUGGAAAAGAUUGCUUUGAAACUUUCGUUUCUUUAUUUAAGUGCGUUUUGAACUCUACAAAACAGGAUCUCCUCCCAUAUGUAGAGAAUGAUUUUGGAGAGGUAUUUUCGAUCGCCAUUACGAUACAUCCUUCUGCCGCACUACUGGACUGUCUCGUUCGAUUCCUUCAUAGAUGCUCUCAGCGGUACAACUCAUUCAGUAUCAUACACUCGGUUUUGUCAUCAGAUAUCUUCAACCGGCACCAACAAAUGAAGUUUGUUCUCGAUUUGUCUGAGUGGCACUUUUUUGAUCGAGAUGUGUUGCCCAAUCUGGGGACUUUCCUUACCAACUUGAGCGACCACAACUUGGAUGCUGAAUAUGUUAAGUAUCCGGGGUCGGAUGAGCUGAUUACUUUCCUUCUUCGUCUCUGCCUAGCGAGGUUGCCACCUAUUCCCGAGCCGUGUGGCCUUUUAUUGGCUACUGACCAGGAUCAAUAUUUUAUACCCCACAACACUCGCCCUGUCGUCAAUUUCUACCCCUCUGCUUCCGCAGGAAAUGAGUGUCACCCCCUUGUCGAUUACAUCAUUGCUUUGGCUGAAAGUCUCUCGUCCACACACCACCGCAACACUGCUUUUACAUCUGUUCCUAAACUUGGAUGGAAUAUUGUGCGCUGUCUUUUGUACAUUCGGCCACUCCCUUUCGAACGAGUUCACACCGUGCUUCUACAUGGUAUGGAGGCUGUUUUACAAGGAAUUGAUUUACAACCGUCAACUUCUAAAUUGACCGACUCCCAAACCGGACGCUGGUUAGAACUCUUGGUGCUGGUAGAAACCGCAUGUGAGCUGCUGCUAAGCGCAAAGGACCCCUGCACUCAACUUACUGUUUGGGAACAGUUUCCAAUCACCGAAAUGUUGCAGUUUGCCAGCGUUAAUCACCACCGCGACCCGCUCCUAUGCUGCGUUGUCUUGCGUCUCUUGGACACACUUUUAUGCACCCGGGCCCUGCGCUCUCCCAUUGGAUUCGAGGAUUGUUUUGUAUCAUCAGCUCACAAGUUACUGCUACCUUGUCUACUGUCAAGCAGCCAUCAAAUCCGGCUUCACACGCUUCGCAUCCUCGCGGUGAUUCACGGUGUUUUAGCGAAUACGAACUCACAUUCAGAUUUUGGCAUCGAAUUAACAUGUGCAGGUCCAACCGUGCCCAUGCAACCUGUAUUUUCUGUGCUCAGCCGUUGUUUAUGCGCUGAACGACUGCGACUGGACGCACAAACCUCCCGUGAACUUCUGAUCCAAGUAUUGCACUUACAUGCUGAGAGACCUAGCGUGAGACACCAGCUUUUAUCCGCUGAAAUUGCACUUCACCACCUGCUAGGCCUUCUUCACAUCAGCCUAUCCUCCGCAUGGCCUGCUAUUCAAGAAGCCAUAGCCAGCUACGCCGAAGUGCCUCCAAUAUCCUCAGAGCCAGGUUCAAGUACGGCAACUCAUGAGAAGAGUAUUACCUCUCCGCUUCAGCCCAGCGGCCGUGUAGAAGAAUGGCGCCACAUCGCCUCUCGCCUAUACUGGACUGUGAUGGAGCCUGUUAUGUUGCGUGUUAGCCAAAAUGCCUUGCAACCGCCCAAGCACGAAGAUGAUGUCACCCUUGUUCCAGAAACCGAGGGCAACACGCUUACUUGGGUGGAUCUCCAAUAUCGGCUACUAUUUCUCUACUGCUUGCAACCCAAUCGCGAUCAUCUUCCAUUUCAAUGCGACAUGUCUUUUUUGACUCGGCCACCGAAUUGGACUUCAUACUAUUGCUCAUUAUGGCGAUGUCUUCGACCCAGAAGUGCCGGAAAGAGGACACGUUUUUUGAUCCCGCUGUUUCUGCAACUCUUCGAGUUUUACUCUCAACGUCCUCUUAGCCGAUCCGUGAGGGAGCUCUAUCUGGUUACCUUGGAACUAUUCUCUAAACUUCCUAAUAUCAAGUCGAUUCAUCUGGAAACACAAUUUCGAGCAACCCUUUAUGAAAUGCUGACUAACAAACGGCCAGACAUCCAAAAAGCUGCGUUUCAAUGUCUUCUGGCAUACAAAAACACUGCGCUGAACACCUACAAGGAAAACUUUGAGAGAAUUAUCGAUCCCCGUAGCUUUCGGGACGAAAUUAGAACCUUCAAGCUGGAUGUGACUGUUCGCGAUCCAUCUCAACGCCUUCAUGUGGCACCCAUCUAUCUACGCCUACUCUAUGGACGUCUGCAGGCCUCUAAGUCGACCUUGGCUCCAGCAAUCCUCACUAACCUCGCCUCUUGUUCCUCGACAGAGUUCAGUGGGUUUCUUCAUCUUCUGCUUCAGCCAUUGCUCCGAGAGUGCGUCAUACCCCCGGAUGCUUCGCUGCCACACUCCUCAUCUGCGUGCUUACGGCUUGACUCUUUGGAGCUGGUUGAUUUUAUUCAAAGCCUACGUGACCGCGUGCGACUUGCAUGCACAGGCCAAGACUCUCUCUCUUGGGCGAGGCUACAGGCCAUAUCAACUGUGUUGAAUCAUGUGUUGGAUUAUAUGGGUCAUCGUCUGGGUCGCUUGAGCUUUCCAGACUCUUCAGAGGACUCUGGCACUGUGUAUGCUGACAUUCUUCUUCGGUUGGGACUUUGUUUGACUGCUGUAGCUCAAACAAUUCGCGAAGUAAAACUCUCACUAACUUCAGGUGAUGAAGAAGCUUUCAGACUCAACUUACCUGUCGCAGCCCAAAUAAAGCGGAUACGUUCCACUGGAGUUCGCCUUCUCGAGCACCUGUUCACCUCUAGCUCGCUCCAUGCCAGUGGGUUUUGGUCACAGCCUAACCUACUGGAAGCCAUCAGACACGUUUGCUUCCACCCCUCCUCGCUGUCAACUUUGGUGUCAAACUCUACGCUGUCCAGUAAUCAUCUGCUUUUGUCCUUGGCGUUGCCCUGGUCAACUUCAAGUCAUCUGGCGUUAAAUUUGCUCAACGGCUCAUCUCUGGAGGCACUGUUAAACUUACUCAGUUCUCCAAAAAUAAACAGCAUUUUGGCGGAACGUUUGCUAGAGAUCGUGGAUAAUUUGCUGUUUUUACCCGAGGUGCAGCAAGUUGGCCGGCAGAUCCUUCAGGUUCACCAUUCUCAGCUUGUCCGGUACCUACAUGUUAGACUGGAAAAUUUGUCUCACAGUAAAACGUUACCGUUGUUCCGGAGCAAACACAACAGUGUUCGUCUCCAGCGUGAAUUUCGUUUGCUCGGUUACAUAGCCACGUUGUCCGAGGAUGACACAGCCGCUUCUCCACGAACCGUCACUUCUUCUGAGGCUGAUCAUCUCAUCCGCGGCCUACUAACUCUUCUCACCAGAGUUCAACUGCGAUUUGCCAAAGCCAGCCACAGUCCUUCCGCUCCCGUGAUAAACUCUGACUCCGCCGCAGCUGCGCGCGAAUCUCAGUUGGCCACGGCGGAUGCCGUAGAGGCUGAGUUGGUCCGAGCACUAAUUCAACUCGUCCAACUGGCAGAUAAUUUCGAAGAACACUUGGCCCGGAUCCUAAAUCUAUUCUCCCGUCUCGAUUCGCGCAUUUGUCGUGGCCUGUUGUGUCAGGCCGUGGGAGCCAUAGUUCAACGCCUUCCCAGCUUGCCUCUCGCUGAACUUCAGGAGCUUUCGGACACGACCAUCGCACCACAUUCUUUACGAAGAUUACCGGAUUAUUUGAGCAAGUUUAAGGAUGAAACGGUGCAAGCACUUCUCGAAGACAUUCUCUCUCGCUUGAACUCUUGGGACCUGCGUCACCUUGAUCAACCGGACAGUGUCUGUCGUGAAUACGCGUUCGGUAUAUUAACAGAAUUAUCGCGAGUGCUUCAGCUACCGGACCCUCCCAAAUAUAUGCUGUAUCUUCAUCUUGGUGGGGUCAAUUGUGCACUAUACACCCUGGUUCACAAUGACCUUCAGUUACGAGAUGCUGCGCUGGACUACUGUGUCAGUGUUUUGGAAGCCGUGCGGUCCAGAACAUCCAUCGAUUCAUCGUGGACAUAUCGUACUCUCAUUCUCGGUUGCUUGUGGCCUGGCUUGUUGCGUUUGUUACGUCGGCCUAAGACCACCGAAUCACAACGUCUACAUCUGUUGCGUCUUCUGACCGCCACAGUACAUCAUCUCAGAGAUACACCUCGCUUCCAGCCACUCGCACUAUUGUCGGAUCCUGAAACCCCUUCGAAUGAUUUUUACAAUAACCUACAAAGCAGUGCGCUAACAAGACAAACCCACGCCAUUCGUAGGUUAUCCCUAUUCCUACACAACCCAUUGACUAUCGUUUCAAAACGUCGGAUUGCCUCGAUCAGACAAACUCUGCAGCUUACCGAAUCAGCCUUUGUCAUUCCUGAGCGGGAUUUGCGCGAUCCAAUACUUCCUAUACUCCAGUGUUAUCUAAAUCCGCAAGUGCAGUCGUCUUCUGAUGAUAUAGUUUUAUCACCGGAUCAAAAACAUCUAUUAGAAAACAGUCUCUCAGCGAUGGGCGCAUUAGCUACUCGGUUAUCCUGGGAUGCAUAUCACAAGCUUCUCACUUUCUACUUGAGCAGACUCAAAUCGGCUGGAGAUUCAACGUUUGCUGCGCGUCUUAUAAUUACGUUAAUUGAUUCAUUCCGACCUCCUAAAUGGACUGCGACCACAGAUAGCAACGAUCUAGACACACGUGGAUCUGCUCCAGUCUCGGAACUGCAUGGUCCAGGAGACUCUAUCGAUUCCGUAUCGAUCAUGAAUUACAUGUUGUCUUUGGUCAAAACCCUGCAACCGUACAUCACAAAACCUUCCAAGGAUCUCUCCGGAAACGGGGGACACUCAAAGUCUUCAAAAAUUUUCCGCAUUUCUCUGGCCUCUUCUCUCGUCUCUUUGCUUCGUCGUUUGCCUCCGGGAUGCUUAGAAUCCCAGCUGCCUCACAUUGUGCUACGUGUAGUCGACGUGCUGCGCCCAUCACCAACCAUCCUUCCAAAAACGAGGACAGAGGCAGUGGAGUCCUUGACGCGAAUCGGUCGGAUGCUUGGUCCCGGGAAAAAUUUAGACACUCUUUUGACAGUGGUUGGCCAACAGUUGAAUCGCGGUUAUGCGGCGCAACAAAUUCGUCUCUUUACGCUGCACCGUAUUCUUGCUCACGUUGAAUUAGCUAUUAUUAAUGGUGAGGUCCCUAUGAAACCUGGACAUAUGGAUACAGCAGGCCGUAUUGUAAGCGCCUUUUACCUUGACGAACUCGUUGGAUCUCUUGCAGAGGAAAUGGAUUCCCGACGUGCUGCUGGGCAGCCCUUGUCGUCCAUGCAUCCGGGACACUCACAGUCAGAUGCAGGAACUGUAAAUUCUUCCCAUUUAGGAGGUUCGACGAUCGUAGACCUUCCAGAAGCCAGCGGCCUCAAAGCUCCAAGUGGCCUGGCACGAAUAUGCCGACUGCUCUCUCUAAAUGGCAUACUACGUCUGUUUGCUGAUAUUCAAUCAGCCUUGAGUUCUGCUGCUACUGGGACAUCUCUGUUGGAAAAGUCAAAAAAUACGACUGUAGCAAGUACGCAGGACAGCUCUAGUGUUGGUUGCGGUUUACGUUUUCGGAACCGAGCAAUUGCGAGGCUCGAGGUAGCGUUGGCUAGACUGCCGACGCGGAACGGCAUGUUCAGCACCAAAAAGUUUGGGUGUUUGCGGGCCGAUGAGCUGUUGAAGUUGGCGGAGCAGCUUAUCGCUGGAAGCAUUCACCGUGUCCUUUGUUCUGACGAUUCUGAAAGCCGUGUUGCUAAUAAAAGACAGGUCUGGAUGAAACGAAAAGCUCAUGGUUGGACCCGACCCUGUUCAACACCUUUGGAACCCCGCUGGGAUUAUUUAGGUGUAGAUCCUGAGCCACCUCGGGAGCUGAGUCAAACACGCGUUCAGUCGGAGCUUACUCAAGACCAUCUGCUCACUGCUUGUGGCCUUCAUAUCUUGGUUGGCCUAUUGCGUUAUCGCUGGCUGAAACUUAACGACCUUACGCAUAUGAAACUACUUGGAGCUUGUGUCCCGCUUAUCUUGGAUUGCAUGCGAUCCAAAUAUAUUAGAGUAGCUGGCGCUGCACUGCGCGUUCUUAAUUUGUUGUUCGUUUUGGCAAGCUCCAAAUCCUCUGUCGCACUAAUUCCACAUUUUGAGCAGCAUUUGUGCACCGCUGGAUCACGGCUCUUCGAUUUACUGGCGCUAAAUUCAGGUCUCCUGUCUACGAAGACCGCAGCAGCAGAUGCCCACACUCAGCAGUUUGCUUCCAACUUGUAUCGAGCGUUGUCUUGCCUGGUUCGUCAUCGUAUCGGUUAUCCGCUAUCCCGUUCACAGCUUUUGACGUUGUUGGAUUCUGUUGAUAUUGAACUGACUAGAGACGCUGCUACCGCACCGUCACUAUCGCUCCUUCAAGCGAUUUUACAGCGUCGCCUUCGUGAUCCGGUUUUGCAUAAAGAGGAGUCUGGUUUCCUGACAAUUUCGAACGAUUCUGAGAUGCGAACAGACCUGCUUUCUCCUGACGUUCGUUUAGUGGUCGCGAAACCGCUUGAUAAAGAUCAUAAUCCAAUCACUGGGAGUGGUGGAGGGUCCCGUUUACUUGACCUUGUUGAACGACUGCAACACUUGGCCAUUACAUCCCCUUCUGAUCACAUUCGUGCAGAGGCGCGUUGUUGUUUAGUCACAUUUCUAUUAAACUAUCCACACAAGGCUAAAUUUGUACAGAGUUUCGUUGCGUUUUGCUUGAUACAGUUGGAACACCGUAAGCCUACCGGGCGUUCGUCUGCAGUCAGCCUUUUGACGGGCCUGGUGUCUGAUCUACCUAUUGACCGGUUGACCACCAACCACUUGGAUGAGGCAAUUUUGGUCAGUGUGGGUGCCGCAAUCGAACGAGAGCCAGUUCGUUCGAUUCGUGUCGGUAUGCUUGCUGUGCUACGUUUACUAUUCACCCGUUUACCGGCUCCGUUGGCGGAAUCUUACUUUCGGGACUAUCUGAUCGCAUUCAUUACGGCUCCGGUAACUACCAGGUGCUCCGCACGGUUGCUUGGGUUACAAGUAAUAUCAUCAGUUCUUGAUUGUCAGCCAUGUCUAUCUACAGCUGCUUGCAGAAAUGCUCUGUUCCGUUCCUUAGGCACUUGCACCAUACCGUCGCUCUCUGCCGAAUUGUUCAGCUUAGUUUUAACCGAUUCGGCCGUUCGCGCUUGUUCAGGUCUAAACCCUUUGUUCGAGAGCGGCGAUGCCAUCCCAACCGAGGAAUUGGCUGCUGCUCAGGUAGCUGCCGAAGAUGCAAAAUGGGUAUCAACACUCACUGAACAUUCGGAAGGCGCAAAUGUGGAAUCUCCUGUCCAUCACUACAGCGAUGACGACGACGUUGAUGAUCUAACACAGACUCCCGAGGAAAUUGCUCAAUAUUCGGAAGAGGCUGAUCACAGUGCAAUUUUAUCGGAUAUUGAUGGGUCAAGCGACGAGCGAGAACCAACUCACUUCGAGGAAGCUGACAAAGCCGCUCGGGUGGUGUGUGACGACGUUCUUGGCGGCGAUGACAUUCAAAAUCAAAAAACAUGCAAAUCAGCUGUUGAAAAUCACUAUCUCCUAGUGGCUUGUUCAUUGGAGCACUCACUGCGGCUCUUCCAUCGUCUCAUUUCGGUAGUUACUGACGACACAGACACCGAAGAGCGCCUUGGCCCACUAACUGCCUCGGCCACCUUAACUCCUGUGUGGCGAUCUCUUCUCGGCUUGCCGUUUACUGAUGAAUCCAUUGAAAUGAAGCGGAUCAAAAAAUCAACAUACGCAGACAUUCUGAAGAGGCAAAAACAAUAUGCGACGCUUUUCUCGCAAAAAAUGUCGAAAGUUAUAACCGGUAUUGAUCUGGGACAGACGAGUUUGCUAUGCUCUGGCUCCCGUGGUGUUCGAGCGUGGGCGACACGCUGUCUUUUUCCUUUGCUGAAGUUGGAAGUGGUCGCCAACCAAACUGGUCUAUCAAAUGAGCACUACUCCGUCUCUGAAGCUGUCGGAGUGAAAACCAAAUCCGCUCUGCUAACUGAGCUGAACAGAAAUCGUAGUGUAUAUAUUUCAUUGUUGCAGCGCUUACUACAAGAAUCUCUGUAUCAACUAGAAUUUGAUGCAAAAGAAAUUAUGGCAGAUGAGUGGUCCGAUGCACUCAUCGCCAAUCUAAUUCAAUUGGCACAACUACUGCACUUGGCAUCCGGUCGUAAAUCCGUGCUACGUCUAUUUCGUCGGGCUAAUCGCAUUGCUCUUGAUGAACUUAAUCAUCGGGCCCAUUGCUACUUGCAGCGGACUUUAACUCUCAAACUGAUCACGGGUUUGUUACUUCACUUGCCACAUCCGCCUGUAACUGAGCUGUCUGAAAUGGUAAGUGUGACACGCGUCAAGCGCGUGAUCAGUUCGGAUCAAGAGGAUUCAGAGAGGAAAACUAGUACGCCAGCUUACUUGGCAUAUCUCCGAAUCGCCUCACGUCAUCUAUCCCGCGAGAUCCGUCAACGCGAACGACUGCUAUUUUUAUCUGCUGCUAACCUGCCACUUGCGCAAGGAUCUGAGGAUGGACCGCCAGCGGCUCGCACUAGGCUUGCUGGCAUCAAAUUGACCAAGGAGCAAUCAGCGCGGGCCAGGACACGACGGAAAAGAACUCAGGCCCGCCUUCGUCGUGCUCUCAUGUCGGGUAACAUGCGACCAGAAAACGCACAGCACCUUAUUGGUUCGACUAUCGCAGCCCGUUUGCACUGCGGACCAGACCGCUUACUGGUGACGUUAGAAGCUACGGAACAGGCCCUAGCAAAGCACCUCAGUGUUGAGGGUCGGAAUUUAGUGCAGCUUAUGUGCAGUCAGUCAAGCGUUGUUACCAAAACUCGCCAACAAGCACAUCGAACAAAGAAAGCCACAAGAGCCGCGCUAGGAGUUGCGUGGGUGCCACCAUCUCCUACGUCUACAUCGCCUGCACUUACUCGGUCGAAGCGACCCAGUUCGAGCGCUCGGAGCGUGGAAUCGGGUGUGGAACUUUCCCGAAAACGUCAGCGGAGGGAGUGACAUCACAAUUUGUACAUCUUGAAUAAACAAAUUUUCCAUGCUUAUUUGUUCCCAUUUCUUUCUCGUCAUUUUUUGCUUAAGCCCCUGUAGCCGUAGUAAGCUUCACUACUCCAACAAUCAAAUGCGAUGCAUGUUCCACCCUACUCAUCGCUUGAGAAGUCGGUGGAAAUGUUUUCCGAAGCACAUGCUGCUGCAGCUUUCCCCGUUUCACUGUAAGUACGGGGGUGCCGCACGAAUCGGGUUGGCUUGUGUAGCUUCUAAAAGGCAUGCAUCGAAGGUAGACUUUAUGCUACUGUCGUGUCUUCACGGCUUUUCUCAUAAAUUAAGGAUUGUGUCGGUUUG
Messenger RNA from Dicrocoelium dendriticum, 9558 nucleotides. The record is from the annotation of a GenBank genome assembly. Lineage: Eukaryota; Metazoa; Platyhelminthes; Trematoda; Plagiorchiida; Dicrocoeliidae.